UCCAUUAGAAGAGUAGAAAACUUCAGCCAUUUUUUGCUCGUAGAAAAGGAGUUUUCGCGUUUGUGUUGAGACGAAAGGAAGUUUUUGUAUUUCAAAUUAAACAAGGAGAUGUUCAUUAUAGUGUUACUAAUUGGCCAGUGAGUUGAAUUUUGUGUUAGUCGAGCAGACAGCGUGUAGAAUAAGCGUGGAAACUGAGAUUGAAGAAUCAUAUAACUGGACAAUGAGUGAAUAUCACUUGCGUAAAUAAGCAACCCAAUUCGAAAACUCGCAUCAACAAAACAAUCUGAACGCGCUCUAGUGCAAAAUAUUACAAGUUGAAGAAACAAAAUCAAAAUCCAAGAAAUCUGGGCAAAACUAUGAACCUGUGCUCUGCAAUUGGUGCAGGUCAAGGCAGCAGUAGUAGUAACAGUGAUAAUAUGCCCCCCGAGACAGUAGCCAGACCGAAAGUGGUCACGGUGAAACAUCCAGAAUCGAAUAAACCCAAACCCACAGUUAAGAAAUCGAAACCGAUCCAAGCGGAUCAAGAUGUUUUGAAAGCACUGCAAAGAUGUCGCGAUGAAGGCAUAAAAAGACUUGAUCUCAGUAAAUCAUCGAUAACUGUUAUUCCGCCAUCCGUGAAGGAUUGUGUUCAUUUGACUGAAUUUUAUUUAUACAGUAAUAAGAUUGCUUCACUACCACCAGAAAUUGGUUGUUUGACAAACUUAAAAACGCUCGCACUCAAUGAAAACUCACUAACAUCGCUGCCUGACACGCUGGCUAACCUGAAGCAACUGAAAGUGCUUGAUCUUCGGCAUAAUAAACUUGCCGAAAUCCCAGAUGUCAUUUAUAAAUUGAAAUCGCUAACAACGCUCUAUUUACGAUUCAAUCGAAUACCGAGUGUUGCAGAUGAUAUACGAAAUCUUACGAAUUUAACUAUGCUCAGUUUACGUGAAAAUAAGAUACGAGAACUUGGUCCAGCCAUUGGAGCAUUGAUCAAUUUAACGACACUAGAUGUGUCCCAUAACCACUUGGAGCAUUUACCAGAGGAGAUAGGAUGUUGUGCUAAUCUAAGCGCAUUAGAUUUGCAACAUAAUGAGCUUCUCGACAUUCCAGAAAGUAUUGGCAACCUGAAAAAUUUGACGCGGCUAGGUUUAAGAUACAAUCGGCUCACAUCUAUACCAACAUCUUUGAAAAACUGUAAAUACAUGGACGAGUUCAACGUGGAAGGAAAUCAGAUUUCUCAGUUGCCGGAUGGUCUCCUCGCUAGUCUAAAUUCGCUAACAACUAUUACUCUCUCACGAAAUGCUUUUCAUAGCUACCCAUCAGGUGGUCCAGCUCAAUUUACAAAUGUAACGAGCAUCAAUCUUGAACAUAAUCAAAUAGACAAGAUUCCAUAUGGUAUAUUCUCGCGUGCCAAAGGUUUAACUAAAUUGAAUAUGAAAGAAAAUGCUCUAACGUCUUUGCCACUUGAUGUGGGCGCUUGGGUAAAUAUGGUUGAACUAAACUUAGCUACUAAUUCACUGACAAAGUUGCCCGAUGACAUAUUAGCUCUGCAAAAUUUGGAAAUACUGAUCUUGUCUAAUAAUUUGCUCAAAAAAAUUCCAAACACAAUUGGGAAUUUGCGAAAGUUGCGUAUUUUGGACUUGGAAGAAAAUCGUAUUGAAAAUCUACCAAACGAAAUAGGACUUUUACACGAACUCCAAAAGCUCAUAUUACAAACCAAUCAGAUAACAAUUUUGCCUCGAACUAUUGGUCAUUUAACGAAUUUAACGCAUUUAUCGGUGAGCGAAAAUAAUCUGCAGUAUUUGCCAGAAGAGAUUGGAUCCCUUGAAAAUCUGGAGAAUCUUUACAUAAAUCAAAAUCCAUGCCUUGAAAAAUUGCCGUAUGAACUAGCUCUUUGCCAAAAUUUAAAAUAUUUAAACAUCGACAAAUGCCCAUUGAGUUCAAUACCGCAAGAGAUACAGGCGGGAGGUCCCUCGUUAGUUCUGCAGUGGCUAAAAAUGCAUUCUCCAUAUCGACAAAUGUGAUUCUUUUCACAGAACGUAAUCGAGAGUAAAGUCGAUUCUACUGUAUUUAAAGUUAACUUGACGAAAUCGCGUGAUUGUGUUAAGCUAGAAUGUCGAUUUUGUCGUUUCAAAUCCUUUGAAAAACAAUUGAACGUAGUUGAACUCAAUUAGAAGAUAAGUCAUAAGCACAGCAACUAAACAAAAUUAUUCCCAAUGCAAAAGUGAAUAAAAACCUAGGAUAAAACUUAGUAUUUAACUACUUGUAUCUGAACUCCUGGCGUUAUUAAAUGAUGGCAACAUAAGGACAACAGAAACCAUACAAAGAAAAUACAAUAAACAGUAAAAUAGAAGAAAAAAUAUUUAAAAUGAAAUAUAAAAUAUAAAUGUGUGAUUGAAAAUAGCUUUAAAAUCGCUUCUGAUAAAGUUUGUGAAACAAAAAAAAAAUUAAAUAUUUUGACUGUUAUUAUAUUAUCAUAUAAUAUAAUUAGUGGAGACACUUAGGAAACAAAUAGUCUUAUUCCAUGUUAUAACAUAUUUUGCAUUUGAGCGAACAUUGACCACAUUGCGAGAGAGAUCAUCCGGCUUUGUUACGUUGAAUUUCACACAAAAAAUUCAAUGAACAACGCAGAUGAUUUUCCUUAGGCGUCAUUAUAGGAAAAUACUUUUCCCAAUGUUCGAAUUUAUCUGACAAAUAAACAAGUAUCUGUUAGCGUCACGCUUUAUUGAACCCCAAACAUCUAGUCAUUUAUGGAAACGAUAUUUUACGUUUACAAUAUGUAUUGAUUUUUAGUACGAUGAAACCAUAUUCUGUAUUUGCUUUUUUUUAUAUUUAUACUCUUAAGGAAAAAAAUUGUGCUUUUUUUAUAUCAUUACUAUGAAAAGCUAAUUAUGUAUGUGUCUACAGUAUAUAUAAAAUGCUUUUAAAGAAAAGAUGAAUUACAUUAUAAAUAAUGAAUAAAGUAACUAGUAAAAGGAU
Messenger RNA from Hermetia illucens (black soldier fly), 2961 nucleotides. It is a transcript of the gene Sur-8, whose product is annotated as leucine-rich repeat protein soc-2 homolog. Gene Ontology annotation, molecular function: protein binding. The coding region runs from base 357 to 2006 and encodes 549 amino acids. The transcript has 4 exons. The record is from RefSeq and is a predicted model, not a curated record. Lineage: Eukaryota; Metazoa; Arthropoda; Insecta; Diptera; Stratiomyidae.